AUGCUUGAACCUGGGGAUAUUAUUUUUUAUUCGAAAAAUUUGGAAAAUUCCGAUUUUUCGAAUGCUGUUGAGAAUGUGGUGAAAGAUAAUUUGCUUUUUCAUGUUGCCAUUUUGUCGGAUGAAUUUAGAAUAAUUGAGGCGGUUCCGGGAAAUAUUGGAGUUAUUGAAGUGGAAAAUAUUGAGAAGAGUUUGGAAUUUCAUUCGCCUAGAGAAUUGGAAAUUUGUAGGCUAAAAUCAAUCGAUAAACGCUCUCGAAUUCUUGCUGGAAAAUUUGCGAGAUCUAAAAUUGGCAAAAAAUACAAUGAUAUAUUCACUCACAAUUUGAUCAACUCGAAAAACGACGAAUCUUUCUAUUGUAGCCAAUUAAUCACGGAAGCUUAUAAAAACAUUGUUUCUUGGCCUCCGCACACUUUGAAUUUUGAGAAUUCGGAUGGAGAGUUGAUUGAAUAUUGGAGAGAGUAUUUUGAGAAGAGAGAGUGCAGAGUGCCACAAGGAGAUGAGGGUUCGCAUCCCGCACAAUUGAGAAAAUCUCAACUACUUGAGGUUUUGAGUUUUUUUUUAGAGGAAUGGGAUUUUUAAUGGAAAAAAAACGAGAUCUGAAAAUACACAAUGUGUAAUUUGAUAUCAAAAAUUGCAAGGCCUCUAAUUUUUGCUGUAGUUUUCGUUUUCUCUAAAUCUCAUUUUACCGUCAACUUUUCUCCGGCCACAAGACCUCAAAAAUAAAUUUCUAUUUUUGGAUUUUCUGAAAAUUUUCACGUUUUUCCACGUGUACUCUCUAAAAUGAUUUUUUUUCAUUUCUCAAUUAUUUGCAGGUUGUUAUGCGAAUUGUUCCCGGUGGAAUAUCUUUGAAAAAUUUGCGAAAUUCAAAAAUAUUCGAUUGUCCCAAUUGGAUAUCUGGAAAUUCAGUGGAUUUGCCAUCGGACAGGAAGUUUGAUGUAAUUGAGCCAAGAUCGGGUGGGUUUUUGAUGGGAUUUUUUCAGAAGGGUUCGAAAGUUCGAGGUUUUCUAAAAAAUUAUCUAAAACUUCCAUAUUUUUUUCGAAAAGUGUUUUUCCAGGGAAAACUUUGGCGAACUGGAGUUAUGCCACAGAAGAACACGUUGAUUACACAGUACAAGUCGCCCAAAAAGCUCAGAAACUUUGGGCCAACACAAAUUGGCUCGAAAAAAGUAAUGUUUUGCGGAAGACGGCUGAAGUGAGUAUGGAUUUUUCUCGAAAAAUCCAAAAAUGUUCUUAUUUCCAGCUUCUAAAAUUGUAUUGCGACGAAAUUGCUUAUUGGGAAUGUAUUGACAAUGGAAAACCAUUAUACGAAGCAAAAGCUGAUGUUUUAUCCUGUGUUGAUACUUUCACAUUUUAUUCGGGAAUAUCUCACGAUUUACUUGGCCGACAUGUUCCAAUUGAUCCAUCUCGAUUUGCAUACACAAAAAAGGUUCCAUUUGGUGUGGUCGCAUCAAUUGGCGCCUGGAAUUAUCCGAUUCAAACUUGCUCUUGGAAAACUGCUCCGGCGUUAGCUUGUGGGAAUUCCGUUAUUUAUAAACCAAGCCCGUUGAGUCCGGUAUCGGCGUUGAUUCUUGGAGCGAUUUUGAAGGAGGCUGGAUUACCGGAUGGAACUUUUAAUGUGAUUCAAGGCGAUGCGAAGACUGCGAAUGCUUUGAUUGAACAUGAAGGUGUUAAUAAAGUUUCGUUUACUGGAAGUAUUCCAACGGGAAAGAAAAUUAUGAAGGUUAGUUUUUGGGCCGACAUUGAUCUACAGAAAUUCCGACAAAAAUCUGAUUAUACUAAAAUUUUGUAAUUCAAAAAUGUUAUCAAGUAUUUUUAUAGGCUUGUGCGGAACGAAACAUCAAGCCAGUAACCCUUGAACUUGGUGGAAAAUCAUCUCUAAUCGUGUUCGAUGAUGCUGAUUUAGACACCGCAGUUUCUUGUGCAAUGAUGGCGAAUUUUUAUAGUCAAGGACAAGUUUGCUCAAAUGCAAGUAAAGUAUUAGUUCAUACAAGUUUGAUCGAAGAAUUCACCAAAAAACUUGUUGAAAAAACGAAAAAUAUGAAAAUUGGCGAUCCUUUAGAUGAAAAUAAUACAAAAGUCGGUGCUCAUAUUAGUGAAGAACAUCGAAAUAAAGUUGAAGAAUAUAUAAAUGGUGCGAUAUGUGAAGGUGCUAAUAGAAUUUAUGGAGGAGAACGGGUUACUGUAAAUGGAUUCGAAGGUGGAUUUUAUCUUUCGCCAUGUAUUUUAUCGAAUAUAAAUUCGAAAAUGAGAGUUUAUCAUGAGGAAAUAUUUGGAAGUGUUUUAUUGAUUAUACCAUUUUCGGAUGAAGCAGAAGCUAUAAGAAUUGCAAAUGAUACGAAAAUGGGAUUAGCUGCUGGAAUCGUGACGAAGAAUUUGAAUAGAUCUCAUAGAAUUGUGGAGCGAUUGAAUGCUGGAAAUGUUUAUGUGAAUACCUAUAAUGAUGUUUGUAAGUUUUUUUUUCGAAUUUUUUGAAUUCGACAAUGGGUCACCCUUUUUGAAGUUUUCUAAAUAACUCAAAGAUCAAUGAGUCAAAAUCUGACGAAAAUCGCAAUGAGCUGAAUGUGUAAUUAAAUAAUCCAAUUGACUGCCAAGGUUAAUUUGCAGCCCCUCUAGUACCAUUUGGCGGAUUUGGUGAAUCUGGAUUUGGUCGAGAAAAUGGCGUAGCUGUCCUCGAACACUACACCCAAAUCAAAUCAGUAUUUGUAAACACUGCAAAUUGUGAAAACCCAUUUUAA
This is a messenger RNA of Caenorhabditis angaria, 2735 nucleotides long. The record is from the annotation of a GenBank genome assembly. Lineage: Eukaryota; Metazoa; Nematoda; Chromadorea; Rhabditida; Rhabditidae.